This is a messenger RNA of Prinia subflava (tawny-flanked prinia), 4114 nucleotides long. It is a transcript of the gene RUBCNL, whose product is annotated as rubicon like autophagy enhancer. The transcript has 14 exons. Gene Ontology annotation, cellular component: intracellular membrane-bounded organelle; autophagosome membrane. Gene Ontology annotation, molecular function: phosphatidylinositol phosphate binding. Lineage: Eukaryota; Metazoa; Chordata; Aves; Passeriformes; Cisticolidae. Gene Ontology annotation, biological process: autophagosome-endosome fusion; autophagosome maturation; autophagosome-lysosome fusion. Bases 2050 to 4020 code for a protein of 656 amino acids. The record is from RefSeq and is a predicted model, not a curated record.
UCCAAAUUGCCUUCCUCUGGGGAAUUUCGCUGGUGCUUGUGGUGCUAGCAAAAGCUAUUGGUGUUUGUGUGUACUGAACAAGUCUAGUUUGUUUGAAGAGGGUUCCUUGCUUAGUGGCUUUGAGGGUGGUACAACACCAAAAUACAUUAUAUAAUUUGCAAGUAUGGGUGUUUUUUGCCUUUUAAUGGUUGUUUGGCCGUUUUAGUUAAUGCUGACCUUUGUGUAUGAGGGUGGAUCAGGUUGUUCAGAAAAGCUGUGGUUGCCCCAUCCCUCUAAGUGUUCAAGGCGAGGUUGGAUGGGACUCUGAGCAACCUGGCCUACUUGAAGGUGUCCCCACUUACCACAGUGGGGUUGGAACUAGAUGAUCUUUCAGGCCCCUUUCAGCCCAUAAAAAUUUACGAUUUUUUGAUUAUAACACUAAAUGUUUUGCACAGAGAAGAAUGAUGUUUGCAGCCCAAACUGAGGUAUUCCUGUGCAAUUGAAAUGUCAGUAGUUAACAAAAUACCUUUCUUUCCCUGAAAAGUUUGAAAUGUAUUUGUUUGACAGUCAGCUAGUUUUAAUUUUUGCAUUCCUAUCCUUAUAUUGCCAUGGCUGGCUACAUUGACAAGAUGUUUGUUUGCAAGUGCAGCCAGUAAAGUGUGCAUUUUUGCUGUUAUUUCUGCAAGAGCUUUGUCCUGGUAAGUGGCUUGUAACUGAUCCCUGUUAUUGAAAUACUCGGGCUGAUUUUAACCUGGCUUUAUUAGGAUAGCUUUGUUAGCAGCUCUUGCAGUUUCAGUUAUAUGUGAUGUUCUUGCUUUUUUCCAGCUUUUUCUUGAUGAGCACUGGUCUUUAUAUGGACUUGCUGUUCCAAAAUAACAUGGGAGUUUUUUAUUUUGCUUUUGAUCCCUUCAUUAGUAAGCUUUCUUAUCAUGUUGUUUGUGUGCAUGCAGGCUUCCAGGUGAGACACUCAUGGAGAAGUUUACUGUUUUCCAAUGAGAUAUGUCUGAGGAGAGGAACCUCUGGGCAAAGUCUGGAGUCUGCGAGACUUGGUGCUUUUUUCAUUAGCAGUGUUUAACAAUCCUUGUGGUCCUAACUAGGAGUUCUUUGUCCUGGAAAUGAUUCUUCUUGAUUGUAUCUAUUCUUAGAAUUUUACAACCGACUUAUCUUCCCCAAAGGAGAUAGUUGGUAACUUCAUUGUGUUGAUGUUUUUUUCUUGAACAUAGACUUUGUGUCUAAUCUCUCAAUUACUUGGAUUAUGGCAGUUCCUCUGAGGCUUUUUGUUUGUUUGGUUUUGGGUUCUUUUGUUUCUUUUGUUCAAGGUAUAGGACUUCAGUUUAUUCUUCAUAAGCUACUGGUUGUAGUGCACGCUUCUGUCUCCUGCUAAUGUUGCUAUGUCUGCCACUAAAAGCAGUUUUUCCAUUUUCUGUUGAAAUACAAUUUUGCAGGAGAUCACAUAAGACCUUGGCAGUGCUCUUCAUUCUUUCAAAGGCAUUAUAAUGAUCUUGCUGUGACAGGCCUAAGUUUGUUAUGGUUUUGGCUACAUGUUGCUACUCCAUGAAUAAUGGACUGAGGUUUACUUCAGCCAUUUCCACUCUGAACUGAAACACACAUUGACCUUGUAUUACUGACUGUAUUUUUUGUUACUCUUUUUGCUCUAUUGAUCUUCCAUGUGACUUACUAUAAUGCAAUCUUCUCUUCUAUUGGCAAUAGGAUUAGUACCUGUAUUAGUUUUGUUAUCCUGUUUUGAGGAGCAGUGAUGUUUUUGAGCCCACUGACAAUCAGUCACCAUUAAAGACUUAGCUAAUUGUGUUUGGAUAGCAGCAGAAUACUUUACUGUUGGUUUAUUACCUAGCCUUUAUCAAUGACAGAAUUGCUUCCUGAGUGCAGAAAGCAAGAGCUUUCUUGCAGGAAGAGGCAGCAGCGAGUGAUGAAUCUUCGAGGCCAGCAGUGAUUGGACAUGCUGGAAGUUUUGGAUCGUACCCAGGCAGUGCUGAAGCUAUCAAAGACAUUCUCGUGUCUGUUUUAAAUGCAUCUGGUUUGAAGCCCUCUUUGGUGUUGGAGCAGAACACAAUGCAGGGAGCUGAGCAUCCGGACAGCGAUGCAGAACAGUGGGAAGAAAGCAGCGCUGGGGACAGCCAUGAUGACAGUGACAGUGAUUCUGCACAUCACACCACUGCCUGUACACAAACAGACAUUCGGUUUACACGGCCCCGAGCGUGUUGGGACAACACAAGCUGUGAUUCCCCCAAACCUUCGCCAGAUAGUUUCCCUUGUCCCCAUUACACUGGUGGAGAUCCUGCUGCUUCCUCCUCGCAUGGUUUCACUCUUUCAAGCAUGUCCCCUGUGAAGCGUGACUGCUUUACCCAGGUGACAUUAACAGGAGGCACCGUCACAUCCGCUGUUGUGCAUUCUAGAAAAGAAUCUUGUACCUCCCCUGAAAGAGACUUGGCUUUCCCAAGGCUGCUUUCAAACCCAGCUGUUGGUAAAGCAGAUCUAGUGAAAUACCCUUGUGCCGUGGAGCCUGUGCCUCUCAGCAGCAGCGACAGCGAUUCUCCCAGUGGCCUUUCCCAGCCAGAGCCAGUCAAUCCAACAGGUUCUACUUCUCCUUUGAAUAUAAGUGCUAUACCCUUGAAUCGUUCACUACAGGACGUGUGCAUGCUUCCAGAGGAUGUGGAAAAGGAAAACGCACACUUUUUUGUCGCAGAUAUGAUUAUAGCAUCACUAGAAAAAAUGAAAUGUAAUAUCCUAAGCCAGCAACAAGCAGAGUCCUGGGGUGUGGAGGAAGCAAGUGGAUCAGAUGGCAGCUAUCACACUGACUCAGAGUCAUCUUCUUACCCUGGAGUGAAGAAGUCUGAUUCUUCUGUUACCUCUUCAGACAGUGGUUAUGAAGGCUGUGCUUUGCUGUCUGUCAGCUCACCAGUGCAUCUACCAUCACAUCAUGAGGUUACCAGAUUUCGUUGCCACAGUGACUCAGAGGAUGAAUAUGUAAUUAUUGAACUUGAAGACCUUGAAAAUCUGUCUGUUGUUCCUGAUAAAAGAUCAUCUUUUGAACCAGGCAGCAAUUCUGCUGAAGCAACAGCCCAGGAGUUGUGCAGAGCUUUCAGAAAAUACUGGUUGCAGACAGACUCUGCAGUUCAGCUGUCUGGUUGCCUGAGCUCAUCUAAGCAGAGAUCUGUGCUGAAAGAAGAGAUUCCAAGAGAGCUUGAGUCCAGUUUGAAUCUGGCUGAAGAAAUAAAGAUCAUAUCCAAGUUGAGAGGAUCUUCUGGCUGGUCCCCACCAAGAUCACAGAUUAUAUUUAAUAUUCAUCCUUCAGUCAAGAGAGAUGCAGUGGUGGCUGCUCAAAACUUUACAUGUGUUGGUUGUGGAACCCCAAUAGAAAGCAAGUAUAUCAGGAGACUCCGCUAUUGUGACUACCUGGGGAAGUACUUCUGUGACUGCUGCCACAGCUACGCCCAGUCUUCCAUUCCUGCCCGAAUACUUUCAAAGUGGGAUUUCAAAAAAUACUAUGUGUGCAACUUCUCCAAACACCUGCUGGACAGCAUAUGGCAGCAUCCCAUUUUCAAUGUGUCAUGUAUUAACAAAACCCUCUACACGAAAAGUAAAGAAAUGGACAGGGUCAGGGAGGCGCAAGAACAGCUUUUUCAUUUAAAAAAGCUUUUGAAAACGUGCAGGUUUGCUGAAAGUGUACUGAAAGAAUUUGAACAGGUUCCCAGCCAUCUAACAGAAGAGCUGCAUCUCUUCUCAUUGGAUGAUCUGGUGAAGAUCAAACGAGGGCAGUUACUGCCCCUCCUUAAAGAUAUUCUGAAGAGCUCUACCUCUCACGUAGAUGACUGUGAGCUCUGUCAAGCAAAGGGGUUUAUCUGUGAAUUCUGUCAGAGUGCAGACUUGCUCUUCCCACAUCAGACUGCCAAAUGUAAAAGGUGCCCAGAGUGCAAAACAUGCUUUCACAAAGCAUGCUUCAAGUCUGGAGGCUGCCCCAAAUGUCUGCGGAUCUCAGCUCGGAGGACUCUUUCAGAAACUCCUUCACUGGUGCUUCAGUGAUACUGGGUCCCUCUGACUGCUGACUUUAGAUAGUGCUCAGAGCCAAAUCUUCAGGUGCAUGACUAAGCAUUAAAUAAUGUUGUUUUAGACAUUA